UUGAUUCUUUUCAUGAUGUCAGUCAGAUCCGGUGCCAGUGCCUACGAGUGUCACACAGAGACAGUAACUUGGUUUGAGGCCUCAGAGCAGCACGUUCAGCGAGGCAGAUCGACCACAAACGCCGCUCGUCUUGUUUUUCGUCGGCCAAAGACAAGCAGCGCCGGUGCCAGCAUGGUGCUUCACAUCGUGAGCUCCUUCGUGGGGCUGAUCACGGCCCAGCUACACACGAAGACAGAUGGAGCCGUGUUCCGUCUUCACUACCGCUGGACUACCUCCUUCUGCUUCCUGUCCUGCGCUCUUGUCUCUGCCACGGAGUACAUCGGGAGCGCCAUCCAGUGUCUCGGGACAGGGAACGACGCAGCGCCCAAGGCCGUCAACACCUACUGCUGGAUCACGUCGACCUACACCCUCAACACUGCCACUAUUAAUGGUUCGUACUACCUGUCCCGGGGGAGUAAAUUCAGCGGCAUCGGCACCCCAGGCCAGGAUAACACAGUCUACCACAACUACUACCAGUGGGUGCCCUUCUUCCUCUUCUUCCAGGGAUGUUUGUUCUAUUUACCUCACCUCAUCUGGAAAACCAUGGAGGGGAAGACGGCAGACAAACUCCUGCAGGGAUUGCAGUUUAAUGCAAUGGACGAGGAGGGAGAGCAGAAGAAGGCAAACAUUGUCAAGUACCUAAGGGAUUCCCGGGGCCACAACAUGGUCUACGCCUUCACCUACCUUGCGUGCGAGGCUCUCAACUGGUUAAACGUCAUCGUGCAAAUGCUGCUGCUUGAUGUCUUCCUAGGCGGCGUGUUUCUGGAGUACGGGUUGAAGGUGAUGUCUCCUGAGAUCCGCAGCUCCGCCCUCCACUCCACCUUCCCCAGGAUGACCAAGUGCGACUUCAAUUACUACGGGACUGGCGGAGAGAUUACCAAGACAGACUACCUGUGCGUGCUGCCCCAGAACAUCCUCAACGAGAAAAUCUUCAUCGCCUUGUGGUUCUGGCUCACCAUUCUGGCCACCAUCACCGCCGUGGAGGUGAUCUGGCGCGUCGCGGUGGCUGCCAGCCCAGUGGUCCGAGUGCAGAUGAUGGAGCGCCGCGGGAAACUUGUCGCUGAUCCUAAGCUGGAGACGGUCCUGCGCUGCCUGCCAUUGGGUGACUACUGCCUGCUGGAGGUCCUCGGCACCAACCUGGACGCCACCAACUUCAAGGACAUCCUGCUCACCUACUCCAACUGCAACGACAACUCAGUGCUACCCAACGGAGACAAGACCUACCGCCCCUACAGUCACCUGGACGAGGUGGACAGCGAGGCCGUGAUGGAGGCCAGGGUGUAGGGACCAGUGGGACCAGUGUAGGGACAAGGGGCAAGACAAGACAUCCACAUCCCCCCUUUUUUUUUUUUUUAAAGAUUGGAUAAGAACACACACGAACACACACACAUACACACACACACACACACACACACACACACACACACACACACACACACACACACACACACACACACACACACACACACACACACACACACAAAU
Scylla paramamosain (green mud crab) is the source of this 1524-nucleotide messenger RNA. RefSeq names its product innexin inx2-like. NCBI's taxonomy places the organism in Eukaryota, Metazoa, Arthropoda, Malacostraca, Decapoda, Portunidae. The coding region runs from base 13 to 1323 and encodes 436 amino acids. The transcript has 7 exons. Gene Ontology annotation, cellular component: gap junction; plasma membrane. Gene Ontology annotation, biological process: phototransduction. The record is from RefSeq and is a predicted model, not a curated record. Gene Ontology annotation, molecular function: gap junction channel activity.